Vombatus ursinus (common wombat) is the source of this 2348-nucleotide messenger RNA. It is a transcript of the gene GGT7, whose product is annotated as gamma-glutamyltransferase 7. The coding region runs from base 1 to 1806 and encodes 601 amino acids. Gene Ontology annotation, biological process: glutathione catabolic process. The record is from RefSeq and is a predicted model, not a curated record. Gene Ontology annotation, cellular component: plasma membrane. The transcript is spliced from 16 exons. Gene Ontology annotation, molecular function: glutathione gamma-glutamate hydrolase. NCBI's taxonomy places the organism in Eukaryota, Metazoa, Chordata, Mammalia, Diprotodontia, Vombatidae.
AUGGCGGCGGAGAAGGAGGCGAGCCAGGAGAGCGCCUUGGGCGCGUACUCGCCGGUGGACUACAUGAGCAUCACGAGCUUCCCGCGGCUGCCGGAGGACGAGCCGGCUCCUGCCGUCCCGCUGCGCUGCCGAAAGGACGAGGACGCGUUCUUGGGGGACCCAGACACAGAUCCUGACUCUUUCCUGAAGUCUGCCCGGCUACAGCAACUACCCUCAUCCUCUUCGGAGAUGGGCAGCCAGGAUGGGUCACCUCUAAGGGAGACCAGCAAGGAUCCCUUUGCGGCUGCAGCAGAGUGUUCGUGCCGCCAAGAUGGACUCACAGUCAUCGUCACAGCCUGUCUCACUUUUGCCACUGGGGUGACAGUGGCCCUUGUCAUGCAGAUUUACUUUGGGGAUCCCCAGAUCUUCCACCAGGGAGCAGUUGUCACAGAUGCUGCCCAUUGCACGGCGCUAGGCAUCGAGGUACUGAGUAAAGGUGGCUCUUCUGUGGAUGCCGCUGUGGCUGCUGCCCUGUGUGCUGGCAUUGUGGCUCCUCACAGCUCUGGUCUGGGUGGGGGAGGAGUGAUGCUUGUCCACGACAUCCGGAGGAAUGAGAGCCGCCUGAUUGACUUCCGGGAGACUGCUCCUGGUGCCCUUCGGGAGGAAGCCCUGCAAAGAUUCUGGGAGACCAAGCCCGGUCUCCUUGUGGGGAUCCCAGGAAUGGCCAAGGGGCUGUAUGAAGCUCAUCAACUCUAUGGAAGGCUGCCCUGGUCCAAGGUUCUGGCAUUCGCCUCAGCUGUAGCUCAGGAUGGCUUCAAUGUGACCCAUGAUCUUGCCCAGGCUAUCCUAGAACAACCUGUUCCCAAUGCUUCCGAGCGUUUCCGGGAGAUCUUCUUUCCUGAAGGCCGGCCGCUGGUACCUGGCACCUUUGUGCGGAGGCCAGACCUGGCCGCCGUUCUGUCUUCUCUGGGUUCUGCAGGGGCCGUAGCUUUUUAUGGGGGUGGCAACCUCACCCAGGAGAUGGUGUCAGAGGUGCAGCACCAUGGUGGAGUCUUGACCGAGGAGGAUUUCAGUAACUACAGUGUAUUAGUGGAGAAGCCUGUGCGUGGCGUGUACCGAGGUCACUUGGUGCUCAGCCCCCCACCCCCUCAUACGGGACCUGCCCUCAUUGCUGCCCUGAACAUCCUAGAGGGCUUCAACCUUACCAGCUUGGUGUCCAGGGAGCAGGCUCUGCACUGGGUAGCUGAGACCCUGAAGAUUGCUCUGGCCUUGGCUAGCAGACUGGGAGAUCCCUUCUAUGAUUCAACCAUCUCUGAGAGCACAGAAGACAUGCUCAGUGAGGAAGAGUCUGGGAUCCUGCUAAACAGNCAGAUGCUGGACUUCUCCUGGCCCAAUAAAACUGCAAACCACUCAGCACCCAGCCUGGAGAAUGCCAUUCAUCCUGGGAAAAGACCACUGUCCUUCCUGCUGCCCACGGUGGUGAGGCCAGCUGAAGGACUUUGCGGGACUUACCUGGCACUGGGGGCCAAUGGUGCUGCCCGAGGACUUAGCAGCCUCACCCAGGUCCUGGUGAAUGUGCUGACAAUGAACAGAAAUCUCAGUGACAGUCUGUCCCUAGGGCGCCUCCACCCUGAGCUCCAAUCCAACAUCCUCCAGGUGGACAGUGAAUUCACAGAGGAAGAGGUUGAGUUCUUGGAAGCUAGGGGCCAUCGGGUUGAGAAGGUAGACGUUCUGUCCUGGGUCCAUGGAGGUCGGAGAACCAACAAUUUCAUCAUUGGGGUGAAGGACCCUCGAAGCCCUGAUGGAGCGGGUGCCACCAUCUUGUAGGGCUGGGUGGGUGGGGCAGGGGCAGGCGCUGCAGCACAAAAUACCCCUUUGCAUGUUCCAAGAGCCCCUUGGAGCCCUGCCUUCCCCUGGGCAAGGGAGGGAGGGGGGACAGGCACAGAGUGGGUCUGAAGACCAGAGGCUCCAAAUUGGUGCCUUCGAGCUCUGCCCAGGGCCUGGGGACCAGAGGAGAUUUAAAACUCAAUUCCAGAAUAACUGACAAAUUCCACAGUGGAUGGGAGUGGCCUGACACACCUCGGGCAAGAAGACCAGAAGAAUGGUUCUGCCUCCUUCCAAUACUUCCCACUCCUGAGAGGCUUAGGGAAAUGCUUGCUUGAAAACAAAAAACAAAAAACCCACCCAGGUGGCCCUAACUAUCCUUCCUUCCACCGGCCCUCAGCAUCUUUCCCCUUCCCUCUCCUCAGUCUCAUUUCUUAAAUGACUUUUUUUUUUCUUUAAACUGACCAUCCAGAAGCAAGGGGCCCUCUUUCUCCUUCUCUCUGUCCCAGAAGUAGUGAGGAUCUGAGGGAGAGGUGCAGGGAGAA